Messenger RNA from Quercus lobata, 1591 nucleotides. RefSeq lists its product as uncharacterized. The record is from RefSeq and is a predicted model, not a curated record. The coding region runs from base 192 to 1391 and encodes 399 amino acids. The transcript has a single exon. NCBI's taxonomy places the organism in Eukaryota, Viridiplantae, Streptophyta, Magnoliopsida, Fagales, Fagaceae.
AACCAAAAAGCACUCUCACUCCGCUCUCUCUCUCUCUUCAAAACACAAACAGUUACUUCUCUUUCUCUCUAAAAAAUACUAAUAAUUUACUUCUCUCUUUGAUUUUCUUUCUCUUGGCAAUAACAGAAAAGAGAGAGAAAAAAAAAGUUAGUAAUUCUUGUAACAGUAACCAGACUUUUUUUGGAAACACAAUGGUCGACGUGGACCGGAGAAUGACCGGUCUCAACCCGGCCCACGUAGCCGGUCUCCGCCGACUAUCGGCUCGAGCCGCCGCUCCAUCAGCCACCGCCUCACUCCCUGCACGAAACGGUCUCCUCUCGUUCUCUUCUCUAGCAGAUAAAGUUUUAACCCACCUUCGGAAUUCGGGUAUCCAAGUCCAACCGGGUCUCUCAGACGCCGAGUUCGCUCGCUCCGAAGCUGAGUUUGGCUUCGCAUUCCCGCCUGACCUCCGUGCCGUCCUCUCCGCCGGGCUACCAGUCGGUCCUGGCUUCCCUGACUGGCGCGCCACCGGCUCUCGCCUCCACCUCCGCGCCUCGCUCGACCUUCCUAUCGCCGCGAUUUCGUUUCAGAUCGCUCGGAAUACGCUCUGGUCGAAGUCUUGGGGACCUAGACCGUCCCACCCGGAAAAGGCUCUACGGGUCGCCCGGAACGCUCUAAAGAGAGCUCCGCUUUUGAUUCCUAUCUUCAACCAUUGCUACAUUCCUUGUAACCCGUCUUUAGCCGGGAACCCGAUUUUCUUCGUGGACGAGAAUCGGAUCUUCUGUUGCGGUUUGGAUCUAUCCGAUUUCUUCGAGCGCGAGUCUCUCUUCCGGAGCUCCGAGUCGUCCGAUCCUCAAAUUCUCAAAAGGCAAAGAUCCGUGAGCGAGAAAUCGGCCGGUUCGUCGUCCAAUUUCUCACGGAGAAGUCUGGACCAAGUUGGAUCGGCCGGAGCUAGGACACCGAGAUGGGUGGAGUUCUGGAGCGACGCAGCCGUAGACCGGCGCCGGAGAAACUCGUCGUCGUCUUCGUCUUCAUCUCCGGAGAGAUUCUUCGAGAUGCCUAGGUCCGAAAUGCCAAAAUGGGUUGAGGAAUACAUCGAGCAAAUAGGAUCCGUUUUGAGGUCGGGCGGGUGGAACGAAUCGGAUAUAUCCGAAAUCGUUCACGUUUCGGCCUCCGGAUUCUUCGAAGGAGAGAUGGUUUUGUUAGAUAAUCAAGCGGUUCUCGAUGCUCUGCUUUUGAAAGCGGACCGGUUCUCGGACUCGCUCCGAAAGGCCGGGUGGAGCUCCGAAGAGGUAUCGGACGCGUUGGGAUUCGAUUAUAGACCGGAGAAGGAGAGGAAACCGGCUAAAAAGCUAUCCCCGGAGCUCGUGCAAAGAAUUGGUAAACUGGCUGAAUCGGUUUCCCGGUCAUGAUACGUGGAGAUUCUUUUUCUCUUUCUUCUUUUCCUAAUAUUUUUAUUUUUGUAUUUUAAAAAUCCUCGGGGUUUGAUUUUUCCUCAUUUGGGUAAAAGAAAAAAAUUAGUAAUUACGGGGAAACGCGUUGUACUAUGAAACAAAGCGUAUAAAAGAUCAAAAAUCAAAUAUAUAUAUAGAGAGAUCAAAGUUACAGUUAA